Molecule: messenger RNA, 1058 nt
Organism: Aaosphaeria arxii CBS 175.79
Lineage: Eukaryota; Fungi; Ascomycota; Dothideomycetes; Pleosporales
Exons: 2
Coding region: 76-936 (286 amino acids)
Source: RefSeq, a predicted model, not a curated record
UUCUGAUCCAGGCAGUCCUCCAUUCUUCUUGGAUAGUCAUUCAUUACAGUUUCAUUUUCAUAUAUAACAUACAACAUGCCUUCCAUAAUCAAAUCCCUAACCGCCCUCGCGAUCUUCGCCACGGGCAUCGACGCUCAAAAGCGAGCAUUCCUCUCCAACCUCGACGCCCUCGAUGCAUCGUCCGACCGCAUCCCACCCACUGUCGGCUUCUCCAUCAGCACCUGGGCCAAGGGAUCGUACCCGCAAUUCUGCUACGACCAGGCGCGUACGCUCCGCGGAAACGGACAGGUCAACUGCGCGAUUGGAAACCUCGAGGUCUACACCGUGACCUACAAUGACUGCCCCACGAGGCCAUGGACGCUGUGCCGUUGCUCCGACUCGAAUCUUAGUCGUCAGAAGUACGCGGAGGACUUUGGCCGCGUGCCACCGGGCAUUCGUAGCCGUGUCGUCCAUGCCUUGAGCGUUCAGGACAGCGGAACCAGUGCGGGAUCGGGUAACGACCGUAUCUUGUUCCGUGGAAAUGUCAAGCCUGCCGUCCAUGUCCACGAGGCUAUGCACAGUGUCGACCAGGGCUUCUCUCGUAGCACCACGUUCACCAACGCCUACAACCAAGACUCCUGCGUCCCCGACGACUACGCCAACGCCAGCCCCGCCGAAGACUUCGCCCAGCUCGGCGUCUGGAUCCAGUACGACACCAACCCCUCCACCAAACUCCGCAGCUACGUCGGCGACUUCAGCUGCAUGGGCCAUCAGCUCGAGCAGGUCGGCAUCUACGCCGGCGAGCAGCUCAACAAGGCCACGAGCAAGUGCUUCGACCGCAGGCCGAAUGACGCGAACGUCUCGGUUGCGUUUGCCAAGGGCACUGGCAAGAUUAAGGCCAGCGAGGUCGAGACGCUGCCUGCGACGCCUUUGGAGUUUGAGGACGUUUGGGAGUAGAUUUGAUCGUAAUAGAAAGGAGAGGAGUUGUGUUGUUGUGACUGGAUGGGUUUUUAGUACAUAAUCCAUUAAUAUGUAAUGUUUUUCGCCGGUACUCAAUAGCUCCGAUAUGGCAAUGAAAU